AUGGCACCUGGUGUCGACGCUGUGAAUAGCCCGGCGAAAGCGUCUGGCAAGAAAGUGAAGAAGAAGAAACAGCAUCGCAGCCAGAGCUUUCACCAGCGUCCUCAACCUGAUAACGCCCAGUCACCUUCCGUGACAGCAGCUGAUCCUUGCAAUGGCAACUCGCCUCCAGCACUGUCAGAGACAGUUGCUGCAUCACAGGAAAAGCCAAAAUCAAAAGAAACCAGUUUCUUUGAGCAAGCAUUUUUCCCAGAGGAAUUGGACCGUGAAAGGUCCUACGAUGACAAUGGGGAAAUCAUAGAAAGAGAUACACUUGCAGCAUAUGGAUUUUGUGACUGGCACGCAAUCAACGUGGCUGACCCGGGCCCUUAUUAUAUAGUGAUUGAUAAGCCUGUUAACAACCAUGAUGUCCAUGAUGACGACAUCAUGUUUGACAUAACUCAGUACCUGGACAUGGACAAGCCUGACACCACGCUUACUCUGGAACCUCCCAAAGAAGACGUUACCAUGGCUGACGAACCGCAGGCUGAAAUGUCCAACCUCAACGCUGACAACGUCAAUAACGCCAACAAAGUCAAUAACGAUAACAACGCCAAGUCGCCUAGCCCGAGCAAGGCCAAGAAGAACAAGAACUGGAAGCGCAAGGCAGCAAAGGAGAAGGAGAAGGAGAAGGAGACCGGAGGAGGCUAUUUAGCUCCCAACGGAACCUACAUGUCUCCCGAAGAACUCAAGGCCUAUGCGAAAGGCGUCAAGAAUGAGAACGGUGACACUGUCGUGUUCUUCCCCGAGUUUAUCGAGGAUCCCUGGAAAGGGCUAAAACCUGUGCCGACUGAGUGCGAACGUCGCUACAAGACGGACCGUCGUGGCUCCUCCUUCACAGCAUCUGCGAAAGUAAAUAAGGAAAUAUGUAAAUAA
Rasamsonia emersonii CBS 393.64 is the source of this 912-nucleotide messenger RNA. RefSeq lists its product as uncharacterized. Bases 1 to 912 code for a protein of 303 amino acids. The transcript is spliced from 5 exons. Lineage: Eukaryota; Fungi; Ascomycota; Eurotiomycetes; Eurotiales; Trichocomaceae. The record is from RefSeq and is a predicted model, not a curated record.